GGGUAUAUAAAGAAACAUGUUCCAGUACGAUGAACGUUACAUCGGUCCCCAGUUCAGAUAAAUACAAAUUUCAGUCUUCUUUUUGUUGCCAUAUCUAUUGUUUUUAAGCGACAACACUAAUCGGCGUAGCAGAAAUGAGUACAUUGGCUCCAUCCAAUGAGGAUCAAACCUAUGAUCCUUUCCUUACCCCAAUGGAGAAUUUCUACUCCCAUGCGAUUAUGAAAUUGGCCGUACUUCUUUUGGCAAUGAUAUUAGUGGUUCAGUUGAAUUCGCUCAUCCAUGGUCGCUGUAGGGAGAAUCCGGAACGAGCGGCGGCGACUCAGUUGGUGACGGUGGGGUUGAAGAAACGGGACUUGAAACGAAUCCCGGUGGCCGUUUACAGGACUGGCGGCACAAGCUUUACGGCCACCGACUGUCCCAUUUGUCUUGGAGAGUUCUUAGAUGGGGAAAAGGUACGAGUGUUACCAAAAUGCAACCAUGGAUUCCAUGUGAAGUGUAUAGACAAAUGGUUAAUGUCGAACUCAUCGUGCCCGAAUUGUCGACAUUCAUUGCUCGAACAUGAGACGGUGAACCGGGAUGCUAUCGCCGGUCCCGACCGGCUACCGACGGAUAGUGGCGAUGUUGUUAUAGUUGUUCAAGAGGGAAGCUAGUACAUUCUUGCUUCAUGGUACUUGUUUGUUAUAGUUUGCAUAUCUUUAGGGACUAAAUUGCAAAUAUUGGAAUAAUUUUUUAUUUCCUUGUAAGUCUCCCAAGUUUGAAGUUUAUUGCAUUACAGUUGGUUAGAGAGAGAUAGAACUGUUCAGUUCAUCAUCUUGUAUCUU
Molecule: messenger RNA, 821 nt
Organism: Gossypium raimondii (Peruvian cotton)
Lineage: Eukaryota; Viridiplantae; Streptophyta; Magnoliopsida; Malvales; Malvaceae
Product: RING-H2 finger protein ATL74
Exons: 1
Coding region: 135-650 (171 amino acids)
Biological process (GO): protein ubiquitination
Molecular function (GO): transferase activity
Source: RefSeq, a predicted model, not a curated record